GUGCAUCAUCAUCUUCAUCAGCCGUGAUUCGCUGCCGCACCCCCUUUCAGCUUGCUCUUACACUAGACUAUACUUCCAUUUAGUUUAUCUCGUGAAUUUCGUUUUCCCCCACUCUGAGUUUUCCUUUUUUUGGUAUCCUUCCUCUCAGAAUCCAAAAUACUUGAAAAAUUCAUACGCGCGCUUUCAGCGUUGAUGCAGCUCAAGUUUUCGUUUCUCUUCCAGAUUUGUCGAGGGAUUCAUCAUACGAAUAGUCGAUAUAUUAUUCUUAUCUGGUGAAGUGAAAGAUUGGAUCGGUGUUUAUUUUUAUGGUAAUACAAUUGAUGGUUUCUCUGUCCUAGGGUUUAGUGCUUGCUUUGCCGGAAUUUUGUUGGAUUGGGCGAUUAGCUAGGGCUGGAGCUUGGAGAUUGUGAUGGAUUCUUAUAGGCCAUUCCAUCCGCCGUCUCAAUCGACGUUUGUCUCGCCACAGCCCCCGAAUCAGAAUCACAUACGGCCUCAUCUGCCAACCUCCGUAGGGCAGCCGCGAGGGAAUCACCCUUCUCAGAAUAAUUGGGGAUAUGGUAGUUACCAGCAAGUAAAUCACUUUAGCGGUGGUCCUCUUCCGCCGCCACCGCCUCUUCCUCCACAGUCUACUCAGCAAGAAUUGCAAUAUCAGUAUCCGCCUCCGCCGCCCCCGCCGGAUUCUUCAUAUCCACCACCACCGCCACCGCAGCCUGCUCCUCCAGCUCCACCAUAUUAUCCAUCCUCUCAGUAUACUCAGUAUGUCCCACAACCGCCUUUACAACCCCCUCCGCCACCUCCUCCCCCAUUGUCUCCUCCCCCAAGUUCUGUGAUUCCUCCUCCUCCGCCUCCUUCUUCACCCCCUCCACCCCCUUCAUUAGCCCCCCCUGCUCGUCAAAGCAAUGAAAUCCGGAUUGCUACUGAGAAAGCACCUUCCAAGGACGGGAUUCCAUAUAAGCAGAAACCUCCAGUUCCUGAAAUCCAAGUGAAGAAGGCAAACGUUCAUCCUGGAAAAGUUGAAACAGAAGAAGAAAGGAGGUUGAGAAAGAAGCGAGAGUAUGAGAAACAAAGGCAUGAAGAGAAACAUAGGCAGCUAUUAAAAGAAUCCCAGAACAAGGUGCUGCUGAAGACCCAAAUGUUAGCUUCUGGGUUGAAGGGUCAUGGUUCUAUUAGUGCCUCCCACAUGGCUGACAGAAGAAAUACUCCUUUGUUGAGUGGAGAGAGAUCUGAAAACCGGUUGAAGAAACCAACUACAUUUCUUUGCAAGCUGAGGUUUCGAAAUGAAUUGCCAGAUCCAACAGCACAACCAAAGCUUAUGUCCUUAAGAAGAGACAAAGAUAGAUUUACCAAAUACACAAUCACUUCUUUAGAGAAAGUGCACAAGCCUCAAUUAUAUGUUGAACCAGAUCUUGGGAUUCCACUUGACCUACUUGAUCUCAGUGUAUAUAACCCUCCAAAGGGUGAAGUGACUCCCCUGGAUCAUGAGGAUGAGGCCUUGUUGCGUGAUGAUGAUCCUGUAACUCCAAUCAAGAAAGAUGGCAUAAAAAGGAAAGAUAGGCCAACUGACAAGGGCGUUUCUUGGCUAGUAAAAACACAAUAUAUUUCUUCUCUAAGCACAGAUUCAACAAAACAGUCUCUGACUGAAAAGCAAGCUAAGGAAUUACGUGAAACCAGAGGAGGCCGCAACAUUUUGGAGAACCUUAGUACCAGGGAAAGACAGAUACAACAAAUUAAGGCUUCUUUUGAGGCAUGCAAGUCACGACCAGUUCAUGCAACCAAUCCGAAGUUACAGCCUCUUAAGAUCCUUCCCCUUUUGCCUGAUUUUGAUAGGUACGAUGACAAGUUUGUGGUUGCCACCUUUGAUAGUGCUCCUACUGCUGAUUCAGAGAAUUACAGCAAGCUAGACAAGGCUCUUCGAGAUAAACAUGAAUCUUGUGCAAUUAUGAAAAGCUUUGUUGCUAGAAGCUCUGAUGCCACUAAACCUGAUAAAUUCCUGGCAUAUAUGGUCCCUUCACCCGAUGAGCUAGAGAAGGAUAUGUUUGAUGAAAAUGAGGAUAUCUCAUAUACAUGGGUCCGCGAAUAUCACUGGGAUGUACGCGGCGAUGGCUCAGAUGAUCCAACCACAUUCCUUGUGGCAUCUGACAAAUCAGUGGCACGCUACAUGCCGGUUCCAACAAAACUCACGUUGAGAAAAAAGAGGGCCCGAGAAGGAAAAUCAAGCGACGAAGUUGAACAGUUUCCAGUACCUGCAAGAGUGACCGUAAGGAAUAGACAAACGGUGGCUGCCAUUGAAUUGAAAGAUGAAGGGGACUAUUCAAGUUACAGGGGGAGUGGUAUUUCAGACAAGAAGAGAACAAAAAUUAGCUUUGAAGAUGGUUUACAUUCAGAGAAAGGUAUACAUGAAAGUGAUGAAGACCAAUACAGUGGUAGGGGUGAAUAUGAGUUGUCUGAUUCAUAAUUUUUUUUAGUACACAAUGCGAUAACACCAAUGCAAUGAGAGUAGAGCCACAAAAACUACAGAUUAGUUAGAGGAGUUUUCACUUUGUAUGUUUGUAAGUUGUAAAAAAUUUCUCCAGUUUUAACUUUAAUGGUCUUAUAAACUAUUUAAAAAAACUUAUUAUCCCCC
Molecule: messenger RNA, 2623 nt
Organism: Cuscuta campestris
Lineage: Eukaryota; Viridiplantae; Streptophyta; Magnoliopsida; Solanales; Convolvulaceae
Source: the annotation of a GenBank genome assembly